This is a messenger RNA of Wyeomyia smithii (pitcher-plant mosquito), 1071 nucleotides long. RefSeq lists its product as uncharacterized. Bases 339 to 1004 code for a protein of 221 amino acids. The transcript is spliced from 4 exons. NCBI's taxonomy places the organism in Eukaryota, Metazoa, Arthropoda, Insecta, Diptera, Culicidae. The record is from RefSeq and is a predicted model, not a curated record.
CGCGGACUGAGUGAAGUCAUAAUAGCACUGCUGCUGCUUCGCAUUCUAUUGUUUAUGGGCAAUCAUAGGAAAAACGUCUCUUUCAGACUCUUGUCACUCACAACAGGUAAAACAGAUGCAGGUGCAGCCUUUUAUUGUUUAGGCACUGACUUAGGCUUCAGAAUAGGCUCAGGUAGCAGCCGCAUUCCACAGUCUAACGAAAGGGAUAUUCGGAAUACGAAAACUUACUUAUAUUGCUUUGAUUGCGAAAGCAAGAGUUUAGUUUUGUGUAGCCUUUCGAAAAAGCUGCAAUCAAUUCAUAUCGCAGAAGUGAGUGAAAACAACAUCUCGCAGAAAGGAUGCGACUCUUGAGGAUCUCUUCGUUGGCCCUCGGUGCGCUGCUGUUGGCUUUGGUGAUCGCCGAAAUUAACGGUCAAGUGCGUGAUUUCGAGGGAAACGAUAUCGAUCGGCACGGUGGAAACGGUGCUCCGAACGGGCGCCCAGAUACGACGGUAGGACGGGGUUUCGCCGAAACGGCACAGCAACUUAUUGCAAGCCCUGCCGGACAGUUGGCGGUUUCGUUCGCGAAGGAAAUGAUCAGCCGAUCCGCUGGGAAUAGUCAGGUACUGAGCUUAAAUCUUACCAAUUUGCUGGUUCUGUUCCUGCUGAAGGCGCUAAUCUUUUCCGCCGGACUAAUCGGGGCCGGAAACUGGGGACACUUCGCUCGAGGCCGGAGUGAAGAGGGAUUGUUUUUCCAACCCGGCGAAGCUGGUCUCAUGAUUGGUUACCUAGCGGCGGAAGGUUCCGGCCAGGAGGGCUGCAUGCUGCAAUCCGCCUGCCGAGCACCGCGUACUGCCAGCGAGUAUUCCAGGGCAGCCCACGCACUGGUACAGGGGGUGGAGAUCUUCGAUCCGGAAAUUUCGAAAGAUGAAAAAUACAACCGACUGCUGUUGCAAAUGGAUCGGGCUGUAAUGGAGGGACUGCAGGGUGCACCCUGCGAGAUGAUUUAUCCUUGUCACAUCUAGCGAAAAAGCGUCAUACCAAUCCGUUUCGUAUCUGUAGAUAAUAAAUUGUAAAUGGCACAGCUUCACC